Glycine soja is the source of this 1758-nucleotide messenger RNA. RefSeq names its product ethylene-responsive transcription factor ERF117-like. Gene Ontology annotation, molecular function: DNA-binding transcription factor activity; DNA binding. The transcript has a single exon. The record is from RefSeq and is a predicted model, not a curated record. Gene Ontology annotation, biological process: regulation of DNA-templated transcription. Bases 731 to 1672 code for a protein of 313 amino acids. Lineage: Eukaryota; Viridiplantae; Streptophyta; Magnoliopsida; Fabales; Fabaceae.
AUACUCAGAGAAACAGAAACAAGUUUCAGCAUCAUUGUCCAGUCAAAUUCAACAUCAGUUACUUUCCAUAAUGUCAUCACUGGCUGCUGAUUUGGUUUCCUUGUUGUAUCCAUAAGAAACAAAAUUCACAAUUCCCAAAUAAUAAGUAUAAUAUAGAGCCAUUGAUAUGUUACUUUUUUGUUUCUACGUCCCUCAUUUCACCUCCACACUAUAAAGUAAAUGCUUUCUGCAGAAAACAGCAUGAAUCUGAUUAGUGUGAAGCUCUGAAGCAGUCUUCUCUAUGUUGUGCUUACUUUCAUGCACUCCUUGAGCCUUUGGCCAUUGCAUGCAACUAUGGUCUCUUGAUCAGAGAUACAAAACCUUUUUACAUGAGAUUGAGAUCAAAAUGGCAUGUGAGUUCACCUUGGUAUCUGUAAUUCAGUGUCUCACACAGGUUUUACAUUUUUUUUUAUCAUUUUUCGCUUAAGAAAUGUUCAUUGUUUUACCCUUAAAUGCAGGACUUAUGUUGGGUUUGAAUGCUUUAAUGCUCUUGACACAAGUAAGGGAGAUAGCUGUUGUGAGAUUUUGUGUUUCUCUUGAUACUCAAAAAUCUUGAUCUUUCCUUGUUUAUUUAGAUUUUCUUUAAGUUUUUUUUUGGUUCCGGCUUAAAAUGUCAGGUUUUGGCACCGAAUCUUACUCGGCUUGACCAAGAUUGUGUUUAGUUGAAGAUACUUGUGAUCUCAUUCAAAAAAUGUCAUUUCCUAGGCAAACUCAGAAACAAGGAAUGGAAUGUAAGAGAGGAAAAGAGAAAGCUCCAGCCAAAGAAGAAAACAUAAACACAUUGAGGAAAAUUAAAAUUGUGUACACUGACCCUGAUGCCACAGAUUCUUCCAGUGAAGAAGAUGAUAAGUUUUUGAGCAAUGGUUAUCGGUUAAAUGGAUGUUCUAAGCGGGUUGUCAAGGAAAUUUCGCUUCCAUGCAUGCCAAGCAAAUUACAUGAAGAGAAUUCUUCACAAGAAGAUGUCAAUAGUGAAAAGAUCAAAGCAAGUAGGAGGAACAGGAAACCAUCAAGCAUGUACAAAGGAGUUCAACGUAGGAAAUGGGGGAAAUAUGUAGCAGAAAUAAAAGACCCUAUUCGAGGGGUCAGAAUGUGGCUUGGUACUUUUGAUACUGAAGAAGAGGCUGUUGUGGCAUAUGAGAGAAAGAGGAAUGAGUUUGACAGCUCUUUGUUGGCUUUGAGCAAAAGGGAUGCAUUGGCUUGUGAAAGUUCCAAAGAAAAAGAAGUAUUGUUUCAUCCAUCUCCGUCAUCAGUGCUUGAUGUCAGCACUACAAAAGCUCCACUAGAUGUUAAUGACCUUAAUGGCUCAGUCAAAGAAAAGGCAAAUGUGGAAACAAAUGGUGAAGGAGGAGGCAUUGAUGUGGAACCAGUUUAUAGUGAAGACAAUUCAAUUUUGCAUUUGCUAGAGGAGCCAGUUGUGGCAUCAUUGGCUGGUCGUGAUGAUUUCUAUUUGGAUGAAAUAGAGAAAGAGACAAUGCUGCUUGGUAAUGACUUUUAUAAUUUCUUGGACAAUGACAUGAAAGGUGGUUCUGUGUGGAAUGUGGAACAUGGGGAGGGCACCACCCUUCCCCCUGUAGACAGUGCUUUUGAAGAGUUAGCUUGGAUUGAUGAAACUCUAAAUUGGGAAUGUUCCUAAAUUUUGUAGUUAAGUUGGUGAAACUAGUGGUACAAUUAUUACAAAGUAUAUAGGCAACCAAAUGAGUUUAAGCAUGUUGCAUUCAA